This is a messenger RNA of Colletotrichum navitas, 2370 nucleotides long. Its product is annotated as flavocytochrome c. Lineage: Eukaryota; Fungi; Ascomycota; Sordariomycetes; Glomerellales; Glomerellaceae. The record is from RefSeq and is a predicted model, not a curated record. Gene Ontology annotation, molecular function: oxidoreductase activity; FMN binding. The transcript is spliced from 4 exons. The coding region runs from base 26 to 2230 and encodes 734 amino acids.
GUGGGCGGUCCAGUUGUGUCGUUCCAUGAGAGUCUCCAAUGCUAACCCCCCCUGCUUCCUCCGCAGCGCUUCGACCUCGGCUCACGAGUCGCCGUGUCAGCGCGACGGGCUCUGUACUGCUGCACCUACCGAAUCCCCCCCCAAGAAGUACCAGAACCAACCUCGUGCCUGUCCUUUGUGCCGUCUUCCUCGGCGUAGCAACGACGAAGGGACGCUUCUCUUCUCGGAUUUCUUCUUAAAACCUCUCCAUCUAAACUCUCCUCCUCCCCACAACCUUCUCUCCCCCCCAUCCAUCCUCUUCGUUUGUACUCCAUACCUGUUCUCUGGAGCGCAUCAGCACACAUUAACCAAAAUGGCACCAAGAGUUAUCGUCGUCGGCGGUGGUCUGUCCGGCUUGAGUGCUGCCCAUACCAUCUACCUCGCUGGAGGCAACGUCGUCGUCCUUGACAAGCAGGGCUUCUUCGGUGGCAACUCCACAAAGGCCACUUCCGGCAUCAACGGUGCCUUAACCCGGACGCAGGUCGAUACCGGCAUCGCCGAUAGCGUCAAGCAGUUCUACGAUGACACUUUGAAGUCUGCGCGUGACAAGGCUCGUCCUGACCUGAUCAAGGUCCUUACCUACAAGUCCGCCGCCGCCGUUGAGUGGCUUCAGGAUGUUUUCAACCUAGACCUUACCCUCGUCUCGCGGUUAGGAGGUCACUCCCAGCCCCGUACCCACCGUGGACACGAUGCCAAGUUCCCCGGUAUGGCCAUCACCUACGCUCUGAUGCAGAGACUUGAGGAGCUCGCCGAGACUGAGCCCGGCCGUGUCGAGAUCAUCAAGAAGGCCCGCGUCACCGGUCUGAACAAGGACGGCAACACCGUCACCGGUGUUACAUACGAGUUCAAUGGAGAGGAGCAGAAGCUUGAUGGUCCCGUCAUCCUCGCCACCGGUGGUUACGCCGCCGACUUCGGCGAGACCUCUCUGCUCAAGAAGCACCGUCCUGAUACCUACGGCCUCGCCACCACUAACGGCACCCACGCCACUGGUGACGGCCAGAAGAUGGUUAUGGCCAUCGGCGGUAACGGUAUCGACAUGGACAAGGUCCAGGUCCACCCAACUGGUUUGGUCGACCCCAAGGACCCCGGUUCCAAGUGGAAGUUCUUGGCUGCUGAGGCCCUCCGUGGUGAGGGCGGUCUCCUGCUUAACGCUGACGGCGACCGCUUCUGCGACGAGCUUGGCCACCGUGACUACGUCUCGGGUAUGAUGUGGAAGGAGAAGGAGAAGAACAAGUUCCCCAUCAGACUUGUUCUCAACUCCAAGGCUUCCAAGGUCCUUGACUUCCACACUCGCCACUACUCCGGCCGCGGCCUAAUGAAGAAGAUGACCGGCGCCGAGCUGGCCAAGGAGAUUGGUUGCAAGCCCGAGCACCUCCAAAAGACCUUCACCACCUACAACGCCAUCGCCGAAGGCAAGCAGAAGGACCCCUGGGGCAAGAAGUUCUUCCACAACCUUCCCCUCGACAUUAAUGACGACUUCCAUGUCGCGCUGAUGGAGCCUGUUCUCCACUUCACCAUGGGUGGUAUUGAGAUCAACGACAAGGCCCAGGUCCUCAACAGCGAGAAGAAGCCCUUUGACGGUCUGUUUGCCUGCGGUGAGCUUGCCGGUGGUGUCCACGGUGCCAACCGUCUCGGUGGUUCUUCCCUUCUCGGAUGCGUCGUUUAUGGCCGUGUGGCUGGUGACACUGCCAGCAACUACCUCUUCCAGCAAGCCCUCAGCGGCGCCGGAGGCGCUGCGUCUCGUCUCGGUCAGAUCUCUCUGCACAUUGACCCCUCGCAGCCCGGCCGUGUUACGAUCGACUGGAACAACGCCGGCGGCGCUGGCGGCCAGGAUAUCCCUGCUCAGCAGACCACCUCGGCCGCUGGCCCCACACCCGUUAAGGACGGUCAGAAGGCGUCCAAGCCCAACAACCCCAAGGAAUUCACGAUUCCUGAGAAGGAGUUCACUAUGGAGGAAGUUGCCAAGCACAACACCAAGGAGGACCUGUGGGUCGUUGUCAAGGGUGUUGUAAUGGACCUGUCCAACUGGCUCGAAGAGCACCCUGGUGGCCCCCAGGCUAUCAUGAACUUCAUGGGCCGUGACGCUACCGAGGAGUUCGAGAUGCUGCACGACGACGAGGUCAUCCCCAAGUACGCACCACAGCAGGUUAUUGGCCGUGUCAAGGGCCAGACGCCAAGUUUGGAGAUUUAGGCUGUAGGAUGAUCUAUGACGCGGGCACGAUGGAACUUGGCUUGGGUAAAACAGUGAUAACCGGAGUAAUGGGUGUGCAUUGGCGCACUUUUGAAUUUGGGCAUUUUUUUCAUAAGUAGACACUAUCUUGGGAUUGGGCU